Messenger RNA from Dunckerocampus dactyliophorus (ringed pipefish), 1745 nucleotides. Its product is annotated as transmembrane 6 superfamily member 1-like. The record is from RefSeq and is a predicted model, not a curated record. The coding region runs from base 216 to 1325 and encodes 369 amino acids. Lineage: Eukaryota; Metazoa; Chordata; Actinopteri; Syngnathiformes; Syngnathidae. Gene Ontology annotation, cellular component: lysosomal membrane. The transcript has 10 exons.
GCUUGUGUGUGUGUCUGAGCGAGAGAGAGGGAGAGAGCAGGAGUGAUAAACUGACAGGCAGCUCUACCAUUGUAACUAGAGCAAGCAAGUGUAAGCAACUCUGCGGCCUUUGCCAUGUUGAAAUAAUGUCAGGGAUGCACGGUAGACAUGGAGGUUGUCUGUGGCUAAGCUAGUUUACAUUUUUCAUUCUUGGACAAAGAAAAAGGUGCUCAGCAAUGAGUGCGUCUGCAGGUACUGGUGUGUUCGUGUUCUCCUUGAUGUCCAUUCCAAUCUGCUACUUAUUCAACUCCCUUAUUUACAACAACAGUGCCGAAGCCUUCUUCCUUGCUGGGUGUGCAACAGUUAUCUUCCUGGCCAUUUCUGUACGUUUUAUACUCAAGAGAAAAGCUCCACUGAAUUCUCUUUUCUAUGUUUAUGCAGUCUAUGCAUUCUUCAGUGUGGUGAACUUAAUCAUUGGCCUUGAGCAGGACAACAUCAUUGAUGGAUUUGUGACUUUUUACCUGAAAGAGGCAAAGCCACACAUUAAUACUGCACAUGGACACAUGAUCGCCUAUUGGGAUGGCUGUGUGCAUUAUCUCAUGUAUCUGCUCAUGAUUGCUGCAAUUACUUGGGGGGAUGACUACAGAGCUAUUGGACUCUACUGGGUAGGGUCUUUUAUUAUGCGUGCCAUAAUCUACAUUCUUGGGAAUGCUGUUGGAAAAUACGAUACUGAAUUUGGUCCUCUCUUCUUCCUUCACAUGCUUUACAUCUCAGUGGCAGUGUGGGCUUGCUUUCGCAUCUUUAGCCAACCUUCCACACAUACAGCUGAGUUGAAGACCAUCCAGGAGGCUCACAAGACGAGCCUGUUACAGAGACCUUUGGAUCUAUUUUUCAUUAUCUACCUCAUCCCAGCUAUGGCUUUCUGUGUCUUCAGAGGUCUGGUUGUCCUGGACUGUUCCAACACAUUGUGUCAGGGCUACACACAGCAUUAUGAACCAUACCUGAAAGACCCCUCUGCCUACCCUAAAAUACAGAUGCUGGUGAGUAUGCUGUACUCAGGACCAUACUACAUCAUGACUCUCUACAGCUUGUUGGUACCAGGAUGUGAGUGGAUGCUGGACCUGGCUCUUGUACACUCAGGGGCAGUAGCACAAGCUCAGUUUUCUCAUAUCGGCGCCUCUCUUCACACACGUACACCAUUCUCCUACAGAGUGCCUGCUGAAAGCCAAGCUGUCUUCUUGGUGGUCAAUGUGCUGUAUGCUGUGGUGCCUCAGGCUCUGUGCUACCGCUGCACUACCAGGCCUGCCUUCUUCCUCAGGUCCAUACCAGACAAGAAAAGUGAAUGAGUGUUACAUUGGAACUAGUGGAAUUAGAAUCCCUAUUAUAGAGGCUGGUGUAUUUGCACAAUACUCCGAAGUUGGUUAAGGAAAUUGCAACAUAACGGAACACGGCAGUACAUUUUGUGAGUGUGUAGCUAGAGCUGGGGGAGGGUGGCAAAUGUAAAGGAUCCUGCAAAGAUUAAUAAAGAAUGUAUUGAUAAUAUCAAUACAUACUUCAUUAAUCCUGUGAGGGAAAUAAAGGACAUACUGUAUGUUGUUUUGUGGGGCUUUAAAUCUCUUUUCGCUGCUUUCUUUUGAAAAUGUUGAUCUAAAUUCAUAAAUCAAGUAAUGGCUUUUACAUUUGUAUUUUUUUACUCAAAAGACAAAUGGAUAAAAUGUGUAUUUUUUGUGGUUGAUAUAAUGACUCAAAGACUAUAUAAUAAAACU